ACGAGGGGCGCAAGGCUGCUAAUUACAUAUCCAGACGCCGGCACCUUCCUAGUCCUGGAACUCGGUACGUCAAGAUUGAUAAAUGUGAUGUGAAAUUUGUUAGUCAGCGCUAUCACCACACAUGUACAUGCACAUGUACAUACGGGGCUAAUUCAACAUGGGAAGCUUCAGCUCAGCUUCUAGUGCAGGUUAACCUUGGGAGCUACAGCACUUGCCUGCUCGCGCUGGAUUCCUUGGAACGCUGCUUCCAGGGCAGCCAAAGUUCAAUUAUUCUCAGGUAACAAUUGGACGCAUUCGAACCUUCUAAGCUGGAGCCUCCCCACUAUGGCCUCUACGGCUAAGCUUGUUUAGGCUUGUCGCGUGCCACUAAUUGGCCUAACUGAAGGAAGAACCACAAGAACCAUCAAUUCUAUAUCCUGGCUCUUUUCGUCAUCACAUCUUUUUUCUCUCUUCAAAUCACACCGUAUCAAAUCCCUUGAGGCUCAUUAUUCGCUGCUUCUCCGAUGCCAGCGUCUCCGGAGAAAUACGUGUAGGUAAUCAAAACAAAAACAAGCUAAACAUGCUUUAAUUCAUAGCAAACUCCUUUUCUUCUUUCGUCUCUCUAUACAUCCCUCUGUCCUAUUCUAUCUAAGCCUCAAGCACUAAACCCCCAAGCUUCGAUGUGUAUAUCUUCGACGAUCAUGCAGUAAAACUGUUUUACUUAGAGCUCGGAGCUUGCUGAAUGAUAGGAUGUCCAGUAAUAGCAACGACCAGUUCCCUCAAGUCCAAGGCGGAGGAAGCUUGAUUCUCGCCUGGCAGGUCAAGAAUAAGCAUGUCUUGGUAGUAGGAGGCGGCGAGGUUGCGGCUGGCCGCAUCCUCAACGUCCUGAACGCCGACGCCCAUGUAACCGUCGUGUGCCCGUCUUCCGGCCUUAACCCCGAAGUGCGCUAUCGUAUCGCCAACGACGAGGUCACCCACGUCAACCGCGUGUUUAGUCCUUCCGACCUCGAAACAUUGCCCCCAAGCAAUGGCCCCCCUGACAUGGUCCUGGUCGCUGUCGACGAUCCCGCCGCCUCCACCCAGAUUUGGAAGCUGUGCAAGCAGCACCGCAUACCGGCUAACAUCGCCGACGUGCCACCCGAAUGCGAUUUUUACUUUGGGAGCGUGCACCGCGAUGGACCCCUGCAGAUCAUGGUUAGCACCAAUGGCAAGGGCCCCAGGUUAGCCGCCAGUAUCAGAAAAUGGAUCGGUAACCAGCUACCAAAGGGCGUCGGCGACGCAAUUGAACGAAUCGGGGAGUUGCGUGCUAAGCUGCGCCAGAUAUCCCCAACCCCCGAGGAGGGUCCGAAGAGGAUGCGCUGGAUGACGAGAGUCAGCGACGCCUACAGCUGGGAUGAGAUGUGUGGCUUUACUGAGGAAGAUAUGGAUAAUCUCUUGACCUUUUACCCUAGCAACCAGGUGCCCCAUCUGGAUUUACUAAAGGGCAUGCGAGGCGGAAUGAGCCCGGAGGAUAUCGAUGUGUUUGACGGCUCUUUCGGUUUCAGUGUUGUCGCAUGAGGCUAGCUAUCUACCUCAUAGUAUAUAGUAGCUGGGUAGGCGUUAAUUUGGCUGGCUGUAUGGGUCUCGGGCAGACAGCCACUGACGAACUUAAUAAGAGACUUCAGGGAUGGCCAAAAACAAUUAACCAUAAUCAAACGGUUUAGAUCACGAUCUACUUGGCUUAUCAACUUGUAUCAUGGGCAUUGUGGGAACCAUGUUGGAAAUACAUACUACUUUGAGCGAGAAAAAGGACUGGGCCAUUUUUAUGCGUUAUAUUAUCCAGAUUAUAAUCCUCACUAGGCUUCGUCAUACAUACUGAAUAGGUUCAAUGGAUAAUAGGUUUCGUGCUGUUCAAA
Annulohypoxylon truncatum is the source of this 1874-nucleotide messenger RNA. Its product is annotated as siroheme synthase middle domains-like protein. Gene Ontology annotation, biological process: siroheme biosynthetic process. Gene Ontology annotation, molecular function: precorrin-2 dehydrogenase activity; protoporphyrin ferrochelatase activity. The coding region runs from base 730 to 1536 and encodes 268 amino acids. The transcript is spliced from 2 exons. The record is from RefSeq and is a predicted model, not a curated record. NCBI's taxonomy places the organism in Eukaryota, Fungi, Ascomycota, Sordariomycetes, Xylariales, Hypoxylaceae.